Daphnia magna is the source of this 5925-nucleotide messenger RNA. It is a transcript of the gene Pde8, whose product is annotated as high affinity cAMP-specific and IBMX-insensitive 3',5'-cyclic phosphodiesterase 8A. The coding region runs from base 1693 to 4566 and encodes 957 amino acids. NCBI's taxonomy places the organism in Eukaryota, Metazoa, Arthropoda, Branchiopoda, Diplostraca, Daphniidae. Gene Ontology annotation, molecular function: 3',5'-cyclic-nucleotide phosphodiesterase activity. Gene Ontology annotation, biological process: positive regulation of ERK1 and ERK2 cascade; signal transduction. The transcript is spliced from 19 exons. The record is from RefSeq and is a predicted model, not a curated record.
UCACGCCAGUCGCUCUCAAGUUUCGAUCACGAAAACACACGCGCACACCUUUCGGGUGCUGUGUCUUGGCGUGAUUUCCACGUUGGUGUUACCGGUGCGCCUUGCAUGUGUGCGUGUGUUUCACGGCCAGGGGUUUCAUAGCCCCUCACAACUUUGUUUCGAUUUUCUUUUGUUUUUUUGUUUUUUUUGUUUUUGUUUGUUUUUUUCAAGUUUCUUUCAAGUUUAUUUUUCAUCGUUCGGAAGAAAAAGAAAAUAAUUGAACACUCCUCCCUUGUCAUCGACAGCAAAUGCGUUUCUUAAUGGCCGGUUGUUUUUGCAAAAGGACAUUUCAGUGGCUCUAGAAGAAUCUUAGUGAUUGUGUUUAUUUGAAAGAUUUCAAUUGUUGUGUUGAGAAGAAAUCAAACAAGUGAAAGACACAAAAAACCAAAACACAGGAAAAGAGGGAGAAAAAAAAAAAGAGAGAAUUGAAGUUGGUCCGUUUCCGAGUCUCUUCGGGCUGGUGUGGUUUGAUACAGCGUGAGUCACGUUUGCUCUGGCUGCGUCGGAGCACGUGCUUCUCAUCGGCAAAAUCAUCGCCAUAUUAUACGAAAGAUAAAAAGGAAAGAAACAAAAUUGUCUUUUCUCCGUCGUUCGUCAUUUAACUGCCGAGCAUGUACUAUAUAACCUUGCAGUCUUCUUCACGGCAAUUCAAGAAAAACAGGUGUUUGGUGGCGAUCGGAUCAGCACGAAGCCAAAGAUGACUCUUUCUUCUUAUUCAUUCGCUGUGGACUCGACUUGAUUGAUCUCCUCACUGCCACCUCAUCAGAAGUUGAUUGCAAUCUUUCACCCCCCUACAUAUCCUCCCUUUUUUUCCUGACGGCCUGACCUUUUGAAUCAAACAAAGACUAGCACAAAUAGUUGUCUACUGAUUAGAUGACACACAAAGUCGGCCGUUCGUCGUCAUGUGAAGGUAAACUCACGAAUUGUGCUGGGCCAAUCUAAAAACUGUUCAGCAUUUUCUCGGCUGACUGUCGUGUUGUCUAUCGGUGCUCGUCAAUUUCCUUUCCUUUUGCCUUUUGUCCGAUUCGUCAAUUCCAUGACGGACAGAUUGUGUCGAUAGCCAACAAACAGACCGACGCACAGUUUGGGUUUGCGACGACCAAAGGAAAAAUAAAAAAGAAAACCAAACAGCCAAGAAAAAGAACAAAGAAUUUUUCAUUCGGUUGUGACGCGCGCGCGUGAAUUCACUACUCAAUGGUGGUACGGACAUCUUUAUUCCCCCCUCUCCAGGAUGUUGUGAGCGGAUCGUUCCGGAUUGUAUAGGAAAGCAUUAAAAAUUUGCUCACUAGACUCUUCUUCUUAUUAUUAUUAUUUUUUCUUCUUCUUCUUCAUCCGAAUAUUGACCGAGAAAACACACACAAAAAGAAAAAAAACAAACUUUCAACAACAAAAAACCCAAGACGGGGAUUUUAUGUCGCUCGACAGGUGAGGGGGAGUUUGAACUUCAUUACAAGGGGGGAAAGAAAAAGAAUAGACGAAAGGACCGUGGUGCGUGACGUGAGUGACAAAUCGGACAGGUUCCAGUCGAGCUCAUCAAGUGUUUUUUUUAAUUUUAUUUUUUUUAAAUUUUUUAUUGAUGCACUACGUAAACCCAGAGUGUGCAGUGUUAUUGUGUGCAGUGCCGUGCAAAAUUGACGACGAGAGCAAGAAAUUAUGGGUUGCGCUACGAGUCAACUGCCUCUGGGUGGCGGCAGCCAACGCCAGAGACGGCAUUCAUCAUCGGCCAAUUCAUCACCGCCGAACAACGUGACCACCGUGUUGCCCGACAACCAUCAUCAUCACAACGACGAGAAGGCCAAUCGCAGCGUCGCCCUGGCUACUAAUAAUGUAAUUUCACAGCAAACACAACAGCAACAGGCCCUACGUAUCGUCCGCAAUCCCAGCAACACUGACAACAGACCGUCGUUAGAAAAUUCGACAACAGGAAAGUAUCGACGAGGUAACAGCAGCGACCAGAACAGUACCAGUCCGACUCAGCUGGAGAAUGGGGUUCGUUUGAGUAACGACGUCCGUUUCGGUGCCAUGCGAGCGCCGCCAGAACCACUCAAGGUAAUGUUGGUCUUCGAACGCGAGGAUGCCCAAAGUGACGCAUGGCUGUGGGCCUGUCGGAAGCUGGCCAGUCGUUGCGGCGGCACGGAGAUGAGCCACAGCAACAGCCGGAGUAGCCACAGUAGCAGCAGCAGCAAUAGCCACGAAAUCCAUCAUCAAGACGUGCUUGUCCGCACCCUUCAAACGGAGCUCGUCCAGCGCAAAAUUGCUGAAUUGGAACCCAAUUUGAUCGUUAUCGACCGGCGCUCAGCUAGUCGUAGUCGCGAAGUCGAUGCUCUCUGCAGGUGGAUCCGAACGCAGCCAGGAGGUAACUACCCCAUCAUUCUCGCUGUCGUUAAACGAAAUUUACUGGAACGCGAAGAAUCUAUUGUAAGCAGCAUCUUACAUAUUGGAUACGAUCGGUGUUAUCCAGAGAGCGGCAACUUGGGAUCGUGCCUAAGUGAAUUGUUGAUGUUGGAAGCCAGUGAGCUGCAGUCACGCCAGCGUUUGCGUUUGGCCGAGGCAUCGAUGACAGUAGCAGCAGUCACGAGGGUUAUCCCUUAUUUCCCUACAGAACUGGUAACAGUGACGGACGGCCAUUUUAAUAUCCGCUACAUCAAUCCGGGCGUGGAGCGUUUGCUGGGCUUCACGGCCGAUGAAAUCGUCGGCAAGAACAUGAUCGAGUUGUACCGAUGCGAAGCGGGCAACAAUCGCUACGACAUCAACGACGCUGCUCAACAUGUGCUGACCAACAAGACGAAAGAAUGGGAGGGCAGUUGCUUCGUUCGCCGGAGAACCGGCGAUUCUGUGCCGCUCUACACCCGCAUGAUUGCCGUUCACUCCACCAAAACAGAAAACGAGACGCCCGAUUACGUGCUGUUGCUGCAAGAGCCACCGCCAUUGUUCAUCGACAAAUCGCUUUCUGGUGAUAUGGGAGCUUACGAUUUUUACCCAAUGCCACGAAGCUCUCUCCACUCGGUCAGGAAAGCUUCCUAUGACGUCCGUUCAGUCGGCAGUGACGGAGCAAUUAUUAGACGCCAGAGCUUGGCUCGGCUUCAUUCGAUGGCAAUUGAGGGCCCCAUCACUAAAGUAAUCAACAUCAUCACGGCUGCUCAAGAGUCCAGUCCCAACUAUAUUUCUCAGGCUCUGGACAAGGUACUGGACAUUUUACGUUCCACAGAACUGUUCGCACCUCACGUCGCCGAAGUGAAAGGAAGAAAUGAAGACCCUGUUACGACCGAUUUAGUCGGCGCCCUCCUGCUGGGACAGAAGCAGCCCGGCUACAUUCGACGGAGCUCCAACGAGACCUCCUUGAAAUCCUCGCACAGCCAACUGUACUCGAGACCCUUGUUACCGAGCUUGAAUAACAUCAGCAUUCCGAUUCAGUUGAGAGAAAUGCUUGAGAAUGAUUCGCAGUGGGACUUUGAUGUCAUCCGUCUGGAGAAACUCACCGGCAAACGGCCGCUAGUUUGGCUCGGCAUGACGAUCAUGACUCGCUUCGAGGUGCCGAGGACGCUCAACUGUGACGAGGCUACUCUUCAGAACUGGCUGACGGUUAUCGAGGCCAAUUACCACUCUACCAAUACGUACCACAAUUCGACACACGCCGCUGACGUCCUCCAAUCAACGGCCUACUUCCUGCAGCGCAACCGCAUCAAGGCGCUUCUAGAUCCUCUCGAUUUAACAGCCUGUCUCAUUGCAGCCGCCAUUCAUGACGUCGAUCAUCCAGGGAAGACAAGCGGGUUCCUCUGCAAUUCCGGGAACGAGCUGGCCAUUUUGUACAACGACCUGAGCGUUCUCGAAUCACAUCACGCAGCGCUGGCAUUCAAAUUGACGUGCGCCGAUGAUAGAGUCAACAUUUUCAAAGGAUUGGACCGAGAAAGCUACAAAGUCAUUCGGCAGAGUAUCAUCGACAUGGUGCUGGCCACCGAGAUGACCAAGCACUUUGAGCACCUCACCAAAUUUAUCAACAUCUUCGCCAAGCCGUUCCUGCGCCAAGACGAGGACCAGUACGAGCCACCAGAAAUCGAUUACGCCAGUCUCAACACUCAGGAGAACAUCAUCCUAGUCAAGCGUAUGCUAAUCAAAUGCGCCGACGUUUCCAAUCCGACACGACCUCUCAACAUGUGCAUCGAGUGGGCGCGCCGUAUAGCCGAGGAAUACUUUAACCAGACUGCCGAGGAGAAAGCGAAAGGACUGCCAGUCGUGAUGCCCCAAUUCGAUCGUCAGACGUGCUCUAUCCCGAAAUCUCAAAUUGGAUUCACCGACUACUUUGUCAGCGACAUGUUCGACGCCUGGGACGCUUACGCCGAGGUGCCCGAACUGCUGCAGCACAUGAAGAGGAACUAUCAAUUCUGGAAGGAGCAGGAGACCAUGGGCGUUACGGGCCUACCACCCGAACACAUUAUUCCGCUGACGCCCACCGAACUGGUGCGCAAGAUUGAAUUCGAAACGCUGGCCGAGUGCAAGGAAACUGUCGAACCUACCGAAGACAAAUAGAUCCCCAGAAAACCCCACUAAAUUUUCAAUAUAAAGUGACUCUAUCGUCUCGCACAAAAGAAGAAAUGGAAUGCUUCAUCAUCUUUUUCAACCGCCCUUUCCCACUAUUUCAUUAUUAUUUUAUUUUUAUUUUAUUUAUCUCGCCAUUUUUUGUCGGGAUCGAUUUCUCCUGCGCUGUGCAGCGGACAACUAGGUCAUCAAUUUCCACGUUCGAUUUUUUAAUUCCCGUCCGUGGCCAUACCCGGAUGCGACAAGAUUCUUGGCUCUUUUUCCUUGAAUUUUUUCUUCUUCUUUAUUUGUGUUUUGCUGGUCUUCUUUCUUUUUCUUUGUGUUUUUUUCUGUUCUCCGUUUGGACAACAACAACCACCGGAACAUCCGCAACCGGAAGGAAUGGCAGGAUUUCAGUUCCGGAUGGACACUGAUGAACCCGAGAAAGAAGACAAAACAACGUGAAAAAUAGUAACAAUACGCUCAAACAAGGAGCCAAAGUUGACGUCAAGAUUAGAGACACUGUCACGAAUCGGAACACUGGUGAAGAGGUGAAUAAAGGAAAUGAAAGCCAACGUCGCUUCCCUUUCAUUUGACGCAUGACUCCAGACUUUAUUAUCACACUGAUCUUCUCUUGCUGCCCGAUCGCCUACCCCAUACUAUCCCCUGUUCACUAUAUCGUGCGUCACAUGUGAAAUACUAAAGUACCAUUAUGCUUACUCGUCUGUUAUGACUAUAUCCUGAUUAUCGAGAAAGAGACAAGAUUUUCUAUUUUUGUGACCAUAUGUAUUUUCAUUCCCGCCAAUGCUGUGAAUCCCCAUUUCAAUGUAUUCACUGGAAUUUCCCCCUCAAAAAAAAGGAGAACAAAAGGAAAAACAAGCAAAAAAAUUCACAAGAAAAAUAUGGGUGAGAAAGUGGAACAUUCUUCGACGUAGAAAAAGAGAUCCACCCAGCCUACCCCUAAAUUUGCGCAUUUCAGCUGGUGUCCCUCUUGGCAACGCAUCCGGCUUUCUGUCAUCGUCGCCAAGAUAUGAAGAAAACGGUAUAUACGUGAUGUAUUACGUCUAUUGAUUACUAUCUGCAUAGGCCUACAUGAAUUGAAUACGUUCGAAAUUGCCAAAUUGUAUACUGAUCUUCCUGUUAUCCCCCCCCCCUGUAUCCCUCUCUCCAAGACAAAUCUUAUACAGUAUAUACAGUAUAUAUAUAUAUAUUUAGUUAUCAUCAUCACACAAUAUAUGAAAGUGACUAUUAUUACAGGAAAUACUUGAAAGUGUCGUGUUGCAUCGUGCUGAAAUUCUGUGUUCCCUUAUACAAAUAUACGACUGAAAAAAAAAUGCAUACAAAAAUAAAGGCCAAAAAAAAAAAAAAAAA